Polistes dominula (European paper wasp) is the source of this 717-nucleotide messenger RNA. RefSeq names its product Actin-related protein 2/3 complex, subunit 5 (gene Arpc5). The record is from RefSeq and is a predicted model, not a curated record. Lineage: Eukaryota; Metazoa; Arthropoda; Insecta; Hymenoptera; Vespidae. Gene Ontology annotation, biological process: Arp2/3 complex-mediated actin nucleation; regulation of actin filament polymerization. Gene Ontology annotation, cellular component: Arp2/3 protein complex; actin cytoskeleton.
CACAUUACCGACGUGAAUUAUAUGAUGGCGCUUCAAUCGUUUUUUUUUUGUGUCAAACGAACGUAAGAAGAUGUCGCUUUCCUAGCCACGAUGGCCACUGAUUAUAGAAUACAUUCUUUGUGUCAUAGCAUGGCAAUAAGCCGGGCGUGAUCAGGCGUGAUCCUUGCAAGGUUUACGGUGGUAGAUAAUAAUAGAUAUGUCGAGAAACGACGGUAAAAAAGAUACGUCGGCGUCAGCGUUCCGAAAAAUAGAUGUUGAUCAAUACAGUGAUAAUAAUUUCAAAGAAGAGGAUGCCGAUGCUGGUUCGACGGGACCAACUGGUCCCGACGAAAAUGAAAUUUUGACACUUCUUAGCCAGGGUAAGAAUGCAGAAGCAUUGAUAUCCGUUUUAAAAUCAGCACCACUAGGAUGUAAGAACCAACAGAUAAAGGACAAUGCUAGGAAUUUAACACAGAAGGUUCUUCUAAGCAUAAAGUCAAAUCAAAUGGAUGAUUGUCUGGCGCAGUUAGACGCAGUAGAUCAUGAUUUAAUGGAUGUAUUAAUGAAAUAUAUUUAUAGAGGAUUUGAAAUUCCAACAGAAGGUAGCAGUAAUCACUUGUUAGUAUGGCACGAGAAAGUUUAUAAUAUUAGCGGAGUAGGUAGUAUCGUACGUGCAUUUUCGGAUAGUAAACGUGCUUGAAGUAUCUCUACUUUUUAUUUCUUUUUUUAAUUUUAUUU